Messenger RNA from Ostertagia ostertagi, 288 nucleotides. Lineage: Eukaryota; Metazoa; Nematoda; Chromadorea; Rhabditida; Trichostrongylidae. The record is from the annotation of a GenBank genome assembly.
AUGCUAUCCUAUGCGCGCAAAGCUGCCACAGUGGCACGACAUCUUCGUGGACGAGCGGCCGCAGCACGUGCUGAGGUAAAGCGUUGGGUGAAGUUGGUGGCCGAAGAAGGCCAAAUGGAUCAUCUGAUGAUUCGUGCAAGAGAUCUCUCAUUUGUACAAUACAACUGUCUCGAUAUUAUCGCAUAUUUGCUUGCUCAAUUCGCAAUCGUUCUAUGUUUUGUGGUUUUUAUUGUAAAACUUCUCCUGAAAUGGAUCUCGCUUUCUUUAAAGAAAAGUAAAACCGAAUAA